AGCAGCAACUAUUAAGACAUGUUGGGAUAUAGCUAGCAAACAAGAAAAACUUUGGAUUCGAUGGGUACAUGCUUUCUAUAUUAAAGAUCAUAAUUUUUUAAAUGUCGUAGUUCCCCAGCAGGCCUCCUGGAUGAUAAGGCAAAUAUUGGAAGCUAGAGUUUCUUUAACUCAAAUCCACGUCAACACAACAGCAACACAAAGUAUUAUUAAGCAAAUUUAUUUGCAGUUGAUGGGAGAUAGGCCAAGGGUUGAAUGGAAAUGUGUAAUGUUCCACAAUGCAGUAAAACCAAAGGCUCGAUUCACCAUGUGGUUGCAACUCCAGAAUCGAUUAAUGACCAUGGAUAGACUAGACAAAUGGGGUAUGCAAGUGGACCUGCAAUGUGUACUUUGUUCCAAGCAUAAUGAGACUCGAGAUCAUUUGUUUUUGCACUGUGAGUAUUCCCUUUUCGUGUGGCAUAAGAUCAAGCACUGGCUGCAACUCAACAUGUUCAUAAACACUAACUGGGAACAACAUCUAAGGUGGGUGGUAGCAAGUUCCAAGGGCAAGACUCAAGCUGCCCAAAUCUUCAGAUUAGCUUAUGCUGAGACUAUUUAUGCACUAUGGAUUGAGAGGAACCAACGGGUAUUUGACAAGAAGACAAGACCAUGGAGUAUUGUUGCUAAGGAGAUAGCUUAUAUGUGUAAUGUUAGAGCCCCAGUAUGCAUUAGACAGUAUGUUUCCCAGCUUAUGUUUUAA
Messenger RNA from Lycium barbarum (goji berry), 736 nucleotides. RefSeq lists its product as uncharacterized. The record is from RefSeq and is a predicted model, not a curated record. The transcript has a single exon. NCBI's taxonomy places the organism in Eukaryota, Viridiplantae, Streptophyta, Magnoliopsida, Solanales, Solanaceae. Bases 131 to 736 code for a protein of 201 amino acids.